AUGUCCAAUAAUGACCGCGACUUCCAGGCCCUGAAAGAGACGGCUCUGAGUCAGUUGAAGGCCAAGCAUGCCAGGAGGUCUGUCGUCCUGAAGGAUGCGGAUGGCCAAGGGGUCAAGGUGGUGGACGCCAAGCGGCUCACCAAGAUCGGCUCCGUCCAGCUGCUGGACCAGCUGGUGCCGAUCCAGAAGCACAACGCUGAGGUCGACAUGAUGGAGGGCGUCCAUGCCCGCCUCACAAAGGUCGAGGUGUACCCUCCCACGGUCACCAUUCGGUACCAUCACAUGUCGGUGGAGACCAAUGCCCUGGUGGGCGACAAGGAGCUGCCCACCCUCCCCCACUCCGUGUCGCACGCCUUCCUUUCCUGGACCGAGCCUAAGCGCCCCCUGUCCAUCGUGCACGACGCUAGCGGCAUCCUGCGGCCCGGCAGGCUCACCCUCAUCCUCGGACCCCCCAGCUCCGGCAAGACCACCUUCAUGAAGGCCCUCGUGGGGCGCUACCGCCACAGCAGCGAUCUCAAGGUCACCGGCUCCGUGACAUACAACGGCAAGAACUUCAAUGAGUUCAUGCCCGAGCGCGUUGCCUCCUAUGUCAAUCAGUUCGACACCCACUUUGGGGAGCUGACCGUGCGCGAGACCAUCGACUUUGCGGCCCAGUGCCAGUCCUCCAGCCACAUGAAAGACCUGCUGGAGACGGUGCUGGCGCGGGAGAAGGAGGCGGGCGUGACUCCCGACCCCGGCGUGGACGCGUACAUGCGCGCCAUCGCCUUUGGCCACUCCAACUCCAUCGCCGUGGAGGCCAUCAUCCGCCUGCUGGGCCUGGACACCUGCUCCGACACGCUUGUGGGCAACCAGAUGCUGCGCGGCAUCUCCGGAGGCCAGCGCAAGCGCCUGGGCACAGGCGAGGUGGGCGUCUCCCAGUCCCUGGUCCUGGUGGCGGACGAGAUCUCUACGGGCCUGGACUCCAACACCACCUUCAACAUCACCAACUCCCUGCGCGCCAUCGCCCACAUCCGCCGCGCCACGCUGCUCGUCGCCCUGCUCCAGCCCUCCCCCGAGACCUACGAGCUCUUCGACGACGUCAUCCUCAUCUCGGGCGGCCUGGUCUGCUACCAUGGCCCGCGCGAGAGCGUGGCCGACAUCUUCGAGCGCUUUGGCCUGGCCUGCCCCGCCCGCAAGGGUGUGGCCGACUUCUUGCAGGAGGUCACCACUCCCUCCGACCAGCAGAAAUACUGGGUGGACAACACGAGGGCGUACGAGUACGUCACGGCUUCCACCAUACGCGAUGCCUACCUCAAGCACCCCAUCGCGCUGGACAUGGAGAACGAGCUGGCCGCGCCCUACAGGCCGGAGCCGGGCGCCCUGGACCUGCCCACCUACAAGUACGCGGUGUCGUACAAGACGCUGUUCCUGAGCAACCUCAAGCGCACGCUGCUGCUGCAGACGCGCGACAAGCUGUUCGUGUACGUGCGCGUCUUCCAGAUCUGCCUGAUGAGCGUGGUGGUGGCCACGCUCUUCCUCAGCACGCCCAAGACGACGGUGUCGGAUGGCAACAUCUACUCUGGCGCUGCCUUCUUCUCCCUGGUCUACAUGCUGAUCGGGGGACUGGCCGAGUCCCACCUCCUCACCAUGCGCCUGCCGGUGUUCUACAAGCAGCGCGAGAUGAUGUUCUACCCGGGCUGGUGCUUCGCCGUCCCCGCCUUCAUCUUCCGCCUCCCCUUCUGCUUCGUGGACGCCACCCUCUGGUCCUGCAUCGCCUACUUUGCCGUCGGCUUUGACGUCAGCUCCAGGUUCUUCGUCUUCUGGCUGCUCAUGUUCCUCACCUGCGCAUGGUGGGCCAUCGCCUCGGUGUGCCGCACCGACACCAUCGCCUCAGCGGUGGGCUCCUUCUUCCUCCUCGUGUUCAUCGUCACCGGCGGCUUCGUCAUGGUCAAGUCCGCAAUCCCCCCCUGGUGGAUUGGCGCGUACUGGGCCAACCCCUGGGCCUACCUCACCAUGUCCAUCUCCAUCAACGAGUUCAUGGGCGCGUCAUGGGACGUGCCCAACCCCGCCGACCCCACGAACCCCCUGUCCCUGGGCGAGCAGGUGCUCGCCUUCCGCGACUUCCCCACCUCCACGCGCAUGGUCUGGAUUGGCGUCGCCGCGGGGCUGGCCUCCACCAUCAUCAACGUCGCGGUGUUCGUGCUGGCCACCACCUUCAUGCCCCCGCGCCACUCCAAGCCGGUGAUGAGCGAGGAGGCGCUGGAGGAGCUGGAGUUUGCGCGCGAGGUCGCGCCGCAGCGCCCGCCCCCCAGCUCGGUCACCCGCGACAUCCAGCUGGGCAUCCGGCGCGCCGCCUCGACGCAGAGCAUGGCCGCCAGCGCGGAGGAGGGCGGCGCGGGGCCGCGCACGCCGGGCAUGACGCCCGUGCCCUCCGCGCUGGACCUGCCCGCCGUGCCGGAGGACGUCUCCUUCACCAUGGCCGCCGGCGACAGGCCCGUGGGCGGCCGCGCGGCGCCAGGCAAUGGCCGCCGGUCGCCGACCGACGGCGCCGACGCGCGCCACUCCUCGCCGGGGAACGGCACCGACGGGCACCACUCGCCAGCGGUCAACGGUGCCAAUGGUCGCCCCGCCUCCCCGACCGACUCGUCGCUGGCCUUCAUGAAGGGUGGCGAGGGCGCGGCCAAGGCCCUGGAGUCGGUGCGCUCCUCCCUGCCCUUCCGCCCGCUGGCCAUGACCUUCAAGGACGUGUCCUACAGCGUGCCCCUGCCCAAGGGCAUGGACCCCGGGACUGCAGACGUCCCCGCGCAGGGUCCCCACAAAGAUGCUCUGCGCUUGCUGUCGGGCAUCAAUGGCAUCUUCCGGCCCGGCGUGCUCACGGCGCUGAUGGGCGCGUCGGGCGCGGGCAAGACGACGCUGAUGGACGUGCUGGCGGGGCGGAAGACGGGUGGCACGGUGACGGGCGAGGUGCACGUCAACGGCUACCCCAAGGUGCAGAAGACCUUCAAUCGCAUCUCCGGGUACGUGGAGCAGGAGGACAUCCACCUGCCCCAGACCACGGUGGGCGAGGCGGUGCGCUUCAGCGCGGCGCUGCGCCUGCCGCGCGGUGUGUCCGCCGCCACGCGAGCCGCCUUUGUGACGGAGAUGAUGGACCUGGUGGAGCUGGACCGCAUGGACGGCGCGCUGGUGGGCAUCCUGGGCGAGAGCGGGCUGAGCAUCCAGGCGCGUAAGCGCCUGACCAUCGCGGUGGAGCUGGUGGCCAACCCCUCCAUCAUCUUCAUGGACGAGCCGACCACGGGCCUGGACGCGCGCGCGGCCUCGGUGGUCAUGGCCACCGUGCGCGCGGUGGUGAACACGGGGCGCACCGUGGUCUGCACCAUCCACCAGCCCUCCAUCGACAUCUUCGAGGCCUUCGACGAGCUGCUCCUGCUCAAGCCGGGCGGGCGCUGCGUGUUUGCAGGGCCGGUGGGCCUGGAGAGCAGCCAGCUCAUCGACUACUUCAUGGCCACCCCGGGGGUAAAGCCCAUCAAGGAGAGGUACAACCCUGCCAACUGGAUGCUGGAGCAGACCAACCCGCACAACGAGUCGUUGCUGGGCGUAGACUUCAGCGAGGUGUUUGCCGGCUCCAAGCAGGCGCGGGAGAACGAGAAGCUGAUCGAGGCCGCGCACGCGGUGGCCCCGGGCAUGCCCGACCUGCAGUAUGCCGACAUGGAGGUGUCUGGGGCCUGGGUCCAGCUGGGCCACCUGCUGCGCCGCAACUUCGUCAUGUACUGGCGCGCGCCGGACUACAACAUCACGCGCUUCGGUGUGACCCUGCUGGUGGCCUUCGUCUUCGGGUCGCUGGCCUGGGAGCAGGGCGAGGCGCGGGACACCACCUCCGGCGUGCUGAACAUUGCGGGCCUGCUCUUUGCCUCCACCCUCUUCAUCGGCGUCAGCAACUGCAUGUCGGUGCAGCCCAUCGCGGAGUCGCAGCGCAGCGUCAUGUACCGCGAGCGCGCGGCGGGGAUGUACUCCGUCGCGCCCUACUCCGUGGCCCAGGUGGUGGUGGAGCUGCCCUACCUGGUGGUCCAGACCCUGUCCUACUCCGUCAUCGUCUACUGGAUGGUGGCCUUCAUCGCCUCCGCCUCCAAGUUCUUCUACUUUGUCUUCAUCUUCGGCCUGACCCUCGCCUACUUCACCGCCUACGGCCAAAUGUGCCUCAACCUCAUGCCCGAGCUGGCCCUGGCCAACGUCUUCACCUCCUUCUUCUUCGGCUUCUGGAACCUGAUGUGCGGCUUCCUCAUCCCCGCAUCGGCAAUCCCGGGGUGGUGGAUCUGGUGCUACUACAUCAACCCCGUGUCCUGGACGCUGUAUGCCCUCAUCGUCUCCCAGCUGGGUGACCUGGAUGACGAGUACAUUGUUAACUUCACCAACCAAUCGGUCCCCAUCCCCGUCUUCCUGGUGGAGCUGUUUGACUACAAGUACAGCAUGCUGUGGCCAUCCAUCGCCAUCAUCAUCGCCUUCUGCGUGGUCUUCAACUUCGUGUCCUUCCUGUCCCUGCGCAUCCUCAACUACCAGAACCGCUGA
Molecule: messenger RNA, 4542 nt
Organism: Auxenochlorella protothecoides
Lineage: Eukaryota; Viridiplantae; Chlorophyta; Trebouxiophyceae; Chlorellales; Chlorellaceae
Product: Pleiotropic drug resistance protein 15
Exons: 16
Coding region: 1-4542 (1513 amino acids)
Cellular component (GO): membrane
Molecular function (GO): ATP binding; ABC-type transporter activity; ATP hydrolysis activity
Source: RefSeq, a predicted model, not a curated record